CCUUAAACGACCUGAUAGUUUGUUAGGCAUCGCGUUGGCGCCGGCGUUGUGAAUGCUUAGUACUGCAUUGUCGUUUGGGUUUCGCUCGUAAAACGUAGAAGCCGGAAAAUAAAUAUUCGCGACUCCCAACAAAUCUCACUGUGCAGAGAAGGGUCCGUUCGGCAAUGGGGGAGCAAUUGCAGAGAGACAAAUCAAACCCUAGAAUCGAGCCUGUGAAGCAUGGAAGCAUUGACAAGAAAGGCGAAUUCGAGUUCUGCAAGGUCUGCAAUCUCAAUCACAACCAAGGUCUGCGACACAAGUACUUUCCUAGCCACAAGAAGUCCCUCUCGACCUUCCUCUCCCGCUUCCGAAAGAAAUUUUCCGAUAUAUCCUUCUUCCUUAAAAAUCCUACCAUUCUCAGGCUAGAACACGCUUCUCGCAAUCGAUUUUGGUGCGUUUUCUGCGACACUGAUGUCGACGAACUCGCUAGUUCCUUUGCCUGCGCUAACGCGAUCAAUCACCUGGCAAGUGUCAAUCAUUUGAAGAAUUUGAAGCAAUUCUCCUGGAAAUAUGGUGGUGCCAUGGAUCAAUUGGAGGCAUUUACGGUUUCGGACGCCGAUGUUGCUAAGUGGGAGAAGAAGUGCAUGACCCUACAAAAAGAAGCUGUUUUAUCGAGUGAGGAAUGUCAUGGAGAAGUCUCUGGAACUUCAAGUGAUAUCCAUAAUCAAUUCAAUCAUGGAAAUAUUGAUAAAUUUGAUAUUACUUAUUCCCAUUCUGUAAAUUCACAUCCUUCAAAUAGUGUUUUGCCUUUACAAUAUCAUACAAAUGAGUGUCAGGUAUCCAAUUCAGGAAUCUCAGGAACUAGCAAUGCUUGUGUGUUACCCUAUUAUAAUACCUCUUCUCUACUUUCGGAAACCAGCUCUGGUGCAAAUUCUUUUCAUUAUAAAGAUUUUGUAGGGAGCUGCCAUGCUCUCCGUUGUAGUGGUAGACAAUGGUCUGGUGAUGGUUGCUCCAGUACUGACGAGGUGCCUAGGGACAGAAGAAUGUUAAGCAAGGAGAGCAGUUGUGAAGGUUUGCCAGAUCCCAUACCAUUCUCUUAUGGAUGUGCGGAAAAAGUGGGCAGCAAUGUUCCUUCUGAAGCUCCUCCUCCAUGGUUAACUGAUGGACUCCAUAUACACGAUAAACCCAUCUUAGGUGAUCUUGAUUCCUCUUUGAACAAGUCUAGGAAGUCUAGAAAGUUAAAUCCAAAACGUAUAGGAGCAGCUUGGGCAGAGAGGAGAAAGAUUGAGCUAGAGAUGGAGAAGAGGGGAGAGACUGUAAGGAAGGAGUAUGAUGCUAAUUGGCUUCCCAAUUUUGGUAGACUCUGGCAAUCUGGCACCAGAAAAGAAUCUAGAAAGGAAUUCGAGAGGGAGAAACAGAAGUUAUUCAGGGUUGAGGUUGAACCAGAAAUACCAAUCAAGAUACAGCCUUAUGUUAGCAAAAGAAUGAAAAUGGAUAAUAAUGGUGGCCAUAUAUGCGGGUGAAUUUUCUGAUGACAGCUUGUUUGACGACUGGAAAGCCCCAUUUUUGCAUUCUUUCAACUCUGGAUUUGAGGCUGAAUGAAAUCAGCACAAUGAAACAUGGUGAAUUUCUGUGAAAUUUUCCUGGGAAGAAAGUGCCCGCAUGGACUGUGCAUACAAGUACCCAAAAUAAUAUUGCACUAAAAUAUAUCAAUGGAUCGAGCAAUGAGGGAGCUGUUGGUCUGGCAUCUGCAACAAUUAAUGCUGUCAUAAUGACCGUUUUGCUUCACUUCUUGUGCUGUUACUUGAAUAUAUGUUAAGUUAUAACAUCAAUUUUAUUAUGAUUGAUCAACCAAACUGUUGUGGCGGUAUUAGGUGUUCUGUAUUUCUGCUAACCAGCCUGAUGUUGGGUGCAGGGAUUACUGCUUUGACAUUCCUGGAUAGGGAUAACUUUGUAGUACUUCCCAUUUUUCAAAUAGGCAGCUGGAAUGUUACCAUCGCACAUCCAGAGUAGUGUGUAUUUUAGUGAGUUUUGUUCUGGCUAGUUGAGGAAUUGUUGAUUAAACUAAGUCUUUUAUCAACUAAUGGGCCAUGAUUUGUUCAGUUAUAAA
Prosopis cineraria is the source of this 2089-nucleotide messenger RNA. Its product is annotated as TITAN-like protein. Lineage: Eukaryota; Viridiplantae; Streptophyta; Magnoliopsida; Fabales; Fabaceae. The transcript is spliced from 7 exons. Bases 165 to 1502 code for a protein of 445 amino acids. The record is from RefSeq and is a predicted model, not a curated record.